This is a messenger RNA of Dermatophagoides pteronyssinus (European house dust mite), 2108 nucleotides long. RefSeq lists its product as uncharacterized. The record is from RefSeq and is a predicted model, not a curated record. Lineage: Eukaryota; Metazoa; Arthropoda; Arachnida; Sarcoptiformes; Pyroglyphidae.
UCCUGUUUGUGUUAGUGUGAGCCAUUCAAUCACCACACACAUUCGAAUCAUCAAACACGACCGGCCAGCAAGUCAAGCAGAGUAUCUCUUUUUGUUUGUAUCAUUUGAUGAUUGCUUCCAUUUGCAAUUAUUCAUCAUCAUCAUCAUCAUCUUUGUUUUUAUGUUGUGUGAAUGAUUUCCAACUAAAUUCGGUUCGGUUUGUGUUUGUGGAUUGUCAACGGAAUUUUUGUUUUGUUUUCUGUUUUUGGAUAAAAGAAUUUUCAUCAUUUUUUUCUUAAUUUGAACGAACCAAAUAAAGUGGAGUGAAACAAAUCGAACGUUAUUGCAAAAAGAGAAUUUUAGGAUUUUAUUGAAUUUGCCGAUAACAUUAAACUAGGACCAAAUAUAAAAUGGGCAUCAAAUUAUCCACCAAACGAAGACGUGGACGUUCAUACAGUUUUACGGAAAAAGAUCGAAAACCCAAUCCUGAAGUGGCCAAUUCUGAUGCGACGAAAAGCGGCAAAGAAUCAAAAAAAUCUAAACGUUCCGUAUCAUCUGCUGCCAAAUUUUCAAGCUCAGCACGCGAAACUUAUGUUGCCAAGAGUUCGGAAACCCCAGCCAAUGGAAAUAUAGCUGCCGUUCCAGAUCCUGCUCCAGCAGCUGAACCAACACCGGCAAAACAAGAAGAACCAAGUUUAACCGAAGAAGUUACCGCUGCCGCCAAUGCAGCUGUUGCGGCCAUUACUGCAAACGCCCAAUCGAAAUUGGUUGAAAUCGCUCAAGAAUCUCAGCAACAACAACAACCACCACCAUCGAAUAAUGAUUCAGCAGCAGCUCCUUCGCAGCCAGAAAUUGCCAAAGAAUCUGUUGCUGCUGAACCAGCCGCCGCUACAAGUACAGAAUCGGAACCAAAACCUAUUGAAACUCCAGAACCGGUCGCCGCUGCUUGUACAGAAUCUGCUAAAGAACCGGAACCAAAAUGUAUCGAAACACCAGAACCACCGGUCGCUGCUGAGCCAGUUAAACAAUCGGAACCGGAACCAGCUUCUGAACCGGUGACUGCAUCGCAGCCAAGUGAAUCUGUGAAAGAAUCUCAACCAAUUGCCGAGCCUGUCAAAGAACCCGAACCAGUAGCCGUCGAACAGGUUCAAGCCGAGCCUGUAGUUGCCGAAGCGGUUGCUGCUCCUAACGAACCGGUGAAAGAGGAAACUAAUGAACCAGUCGUUGAAGCGGCCAAAACACCAGAACCGGCUGCUGAUGAACAAACAUCAAUGAAAGAAUCGGAAUCGAUUGCCCCACCGCCACCACCAGUCACUCAACAGGAACCUGUUGAAUCGGUUGAAACUGUUCCACCACCGCCAGUUGCAGAACCCGAAGCAGUUAAAAAUGAGGAACAGAAAUCGGAAGUUAUCGAAAAAGUUGAAGAGAAUCCGGUCGAACAGAUAUCCGAAGUUUGUACGGUUGAAAAAUCGGAAGAAAAACUUGUGCCCGAAAUCGCUAGUCAACCACCACCACCACCAGCAACAACAAACGAACCAGUCGAAUCUCAACCUGAACAAGUCGAAACCGUUGCAUCAAGUCAACAACAAGAAGAACCAAUUGCCGCUGAAAAAGUGGCAGAAGAAAAAGCAGCCGAAAUGAUGGAAGAUACGAAUAAAGAGAAUGAUUCACAACAAGCUAAUGUCGAUGUUGUUGCCGUAGCGGCCACCAAAUUAGCUGAACAACAACAACAACCUAAUGAUACCAAGGUGGAAAACGUUUUAAAUGGCCACCAUCAUAAUGGUGAGGUGAUCGAAGAAGCGCCCAAGAAUGAAGUCGCCGUCAAUGAUGCGAAUGCACAAGUUGGCGAAUCUCAGGCCGAUGUUCCAGGUGAAAUAGUUUCACUGUAAGAGUGAUAAUGUUUUUAAAAAAUCCUUGAAAUCAAAACAUGAAAAUGCGUUUCAUCCUCACUCUAUCAUUGAAUUAUUGGAAUGCUUUUUUCUCUAUCCUUUUUCAAUUGGAAUGCAUUUUAUCUAUUAAAAACAUGGGCAAAAAAAUUUUGUUUCAUUCAAAAUUAUUACUUAUUUUUUCAUUGUUUGUUUAUUAUUUAAUGAAUAAUAUUUGAUGCUAAAUAAAUAAAAUAUUCACAA